GAGCAGCGGCUGCAGGCCCUCUAUCAGCUCCAGCAGCAGUCCCAGCAUCCGCCGCCGGCGCAGCAGGCGCAAAUGCAGGCGCAGCAGGCGCAGCUGCAGGCGCAGCAGAGGCAGCAGCAGCAGCUGCAGCAGCAGCAGCUGCAGCAGCAGCAGCUGCGCCUGGUCUCCUUCGAGGACCAGCAGGGCUACGCGGACGUGGUGCCCGCGGCGGCCGGGACCCCGGCACAGGCGCACAGGGCCCCGAGCCCCGACGAGCAGGCGAUGGUGCAGCGGGCACUGCAGAAGGAACAGGCCCUGGCGUCCUCGCUGCCCUCCGGCGCCGCCCAGCCCCAGCCCGUGCCGUCGGCGCACCUGGACCAGACGGUGGAGGUGCAGGGCACGGCGGACGACAUGACUUACACGCUCGGCCAGCCGCAGCGCGCCGCCGCCGGCCAGGGCCCCCACGGCGCCGGCCACGGCAUCGUGCCGCAGACCGGGCUGCCUCCG
Prorocentrum cordatum is the source of this 486-nucleotide messenger RNA. Lineage: Eukaryota; Dinophyceae; Prorocentrales; Prorocentraceae. The record is from the annotation of a GenBank genome assembly.